Molecule: messenger RNA, 1844 nt
Organism: Xiphophorus hellerii (green swordtail)
Lineage: Eukaryota; Metazoa; Chordata; Actinopteri; Cyprinodontiformes; Poeciliidae
Product: low affinity immunoglobulin epsilon Fc receptor-like
Exons: 5
Coding region: 655-1518 (287 amino acids)
Source: RefSeq, a predicted model, not a curated record
AAGGCCCCAAAUAAGUUGGGGCCUUAAUGCAGCCGUCUGGGCUCUGAUUUCCAAUCUUAACAUCAUAUUUACAUCUUCUCUCCAAUUUCCUCUCUGCUUCCUGUACAAUAAAAGCCAGAAUAUGUGCGCGCAACUGUCCUGUGUGAGAAUGUAUUUGCUGUAUUCCCUAUGUCUUGUGUUAUUUCAUGGAUUCUCCUUGCAAAGUCCGGAUGUUUUAUUAAAGUAAUAAAUUAUUUAUUUUAUGAUUAAUAUUUAUUUUCUUACAUAUUGCAUUUUAGAGUUGACACGUCUCACUUUGUCCCACACAAGCAGUCUCUGUCCCAGUUGUUAGGAUCUAAUGCAAAUUAGAUACAGAAACAAACAGCAGUAACCAUGGACUAGAAUAUGUUAUACAGUUGUGUAUUUUGAAAUCCUACAUUAUGAAGGAAGAGAAAUAUAUUCAAAUCCAGGUGGAAACAUGAAACUGGAUCUUAUCUUCAUGAGCUUAAGAGAGACAAACAUCCUGAAAGAGGAGAGAAGCUACAUCAACACGAACUGACUCUUAUUUUACUUAUUUGUAGAGGAAGAGGCAUCAGGGAACAUCCUCUGGUCUGAACACAGUUUAGUCAUAGUUAGUGAAGAAAAAAGUCAUUUUAGUGUGUUUGUCCUCCAAAGAUGCUGUGGAUUCUAUUCUUCCUCUGUCUGAGUGGAAAGCUGUGUGCAAAUCAAGCGACAGUUUCACCCCCAGAUUACUGCAACACACCAGACAUAAAGCUGACUGACAAGAGAGCAUACCAGUCUACAACCGAUACAUGGUUACUAACACCGCUCACUGCUGACAGAGCCUUUGAUGAGGAUCAAUCAACAUGUUCUUACACCGAGUAUCAGACUAACUCCUGGUGGAUUGUAGACCUGCAGGGUGUUUACAACAUUAGCUGUAUCUCUAUAAGUAAUUUUGACUAUGGAGUUAAGUGGACUAAUAUAUCAGGUGCCAAGAUCUACAUCGGGAACUCUCGUCAGAACAACGGCACCAACAACAAGCUGGUCCAAAACAUCACAAAUUUUCAAACAAAACAAAUCAAUGUCUAUAAGUUUCGUUCAUCAGUGUCGGGGCGAUACGUCACUGUGAUCAUACCAGAAGAAAAAUAUAUGGUUCUGUGUGAAGUGAAAAUCACUGGAACAAAAAUGGCUUCACCUUUUCUACUGAUUGACCAAAACAAGACGUGGGAAGAAGCUCUGAACUACUGCAGAGAUAACCACAGGGAUCUGGCCUCCAUCUUGGAUGGACAGAUGCAGACCUUCGCUGAGCUGGCGGCUGAGAAAGCCAACAGUCCCUACGUUUGGAUCGGACUUCACUACAUCUCCUCCCUCCAUUACUGGUUCUGGGUUGAUGACAGUGCUGUAGAGAUUAAACACUGGGGUUCCGGCGAACCAAAAGAAAACUGUGACACCAAUGGAGCCAUGCAGAAAAAAGGAGACCAUUUGUGGUUUAGCAAGUCUGAUUAUGAUAAGUUUAAUUUUAUCUGUGCUGUAAACUAAGAGCUGUGACGUCUGAGUUACCAUGGCUUUACUUUCAGUGUAUCAUCCAAAAAAAAAAAAAAAAAAAAAUCAUGUCUUGUGUUGUUGAAUCACUUAGCAUGUUUGAUUUUCUGUAUUGCUCUAUAUUGUAGACCUUUUGUCUAAUCUCUGAGAUUAUUUUGCCAUCUAUGUAGAUUUGACUAAUUAAUUUAGGAAGUCCCUGGAUAAACUAAAUAUGUUCUCAUCCCUGGCAGAUUUAUUUAUUACCUUCUAGCUGGAAUGGAAAAUCUAUUGUGUUUUUUUAGCUUUAUAUCAUGUUAUAAAGUUAUUCCCUCAUCAGAAAUAUA